Molecule: messenger RNA, 1833 nt
Organism: Didymodactylos carnosus
Lineage: Eukaryota; Metazoa; Rotifera; Eurotatoria; Philodinida; Philodinidae
Source: the annotation of a GenBank genome assembly
AUGUCAAAAUAUCACUUGACACCUGGCCAAGCAACAAAGAUACAUUUGAGGAAUUUUGAACGUGCAAAAAGUGUUUAUCAUGGUUACCGUUUGGAUGAUAUUAUUUCCAAUAGGUCAUUGUUGAAGUUUUUUGACCGUUACAUUACACAUCAUGGUAUGGACGGUCUUAUGAUAUUUUAUACGACAGUUAUUGCGAUCGGACAUUUCAAUUCUACAUCAUUCAUAUACAAUCCGGAAACACAGGAAUUAAAAACAACGAAUUUAUUCGGAUUUGUCAUGGCUGAAUCUGGGAAAAAGAAAUCACAUUAUAUAAAUGAACAAUUAAGAGCAAUUGACAAACAAGAACAAUUUAUUCAUCAACAAGAAACAACAUCGUCGUUGGCAACAAUGACAACAUCACCAAAACGAAAAAGAUCAAAGUCCUCAACAACAAGUGACGGUUCUGACUUUGAAUUUGAAUCAAAGACAUCAAUUAGACAAUAUUACACACCGGCGUCCUUGAUGACUUCUUUAUUUGAAAAAUCAAUAUUUAUCAUUUCAAACGAAGGUGAAGGAACAUUAAAUGAAAGUGGAUACAGUGAUCCAGGCGACCGUACAUCUGACCAAAAAUCAGCAAAUCUCAUUGAAGGUUAUGAUGGCAUAAAACUGCUGUUGAAAAACACUAUGGGCUAUGAGCGUCGUAUAAGUGGACGAACAUUGACGUUAUUAUUAGCUACAACGGGGAAACGAUUUCCAACUAUGAUACGUUACUUUGACACAUAUGAAAUAUCUGGUGGAUAUAUUGAACGGUUCCUAAUAUUUUGCUAUGAUAAUCCACAAGUAAAUCUUCCUGAAAAUGAAACAAAGGAACAGGAAGAAAAGCGAUAUACAGAACGUUUAGAAAAUAUUAAAAAAAAAAAACCAAACAAAAAAUGUGCAAGUUUAGACCAUUUAUACGUAGUUCGUCAUUUAAUUAGUUUUAAAAUUUAUAAGUUGGCAGACGAUGCUUACGUUUAUUUGCAACCUAUUCUUGAUAAACUAUCAAAAAACCUUCAAUUUAAUGAAUUGACGGGGGACGUGAAAAACUUCACAAAACUACAGCAAUCGAUAAUGAGACGCGGUGCCGAGAUAUGUUUAAGAAUUUGUGCCAAUGUACAACAAAUCAUUGACUGUAUGUCAAUUAUUGAUUUAAUUGACAGAAAAACCUUUGGGUAUCUCGACAAUGAUUUUUAUGCAGAAGCAAAAUCAUUAGUUGAACAACAUCAUGGCUGUCCAAUACUAGUUGAAGGAUCAUUAAAUGAUGACGGAACACCGAAAAAUGAUUUGUUAUCAACAAUAUCAAUAGAAGCUUGUGAGAUAGGUGCAAAAUUUUAUUUGCGGAUAUUAUUACCUCAAUUAUUAUACUUAUUUGAUUGUAAAACUAUUAACCCAAUUCCACAUAAUGAUUUAUGUAUUUUAUCUACAAACGCUGUCGUCGUUACAUCGAGCGACAUUCGACAAGUGUUAAAUUUAGAACUAAAAUUCUUUCAUAAAACACAAUUGUAUGGAAAUGGUAACCCAUUGAAAAAGUUAAAAUCUUGUGAAAUUGAUGCCGUUUUAGAAAAAAUGGUUCUGGAUAAGUUACUAAUACGGGGUGAUAAACAUGAAGCAUUUUUUUUUAAUCCAUAUCAAAACAAACCAUUUAUUACGUUUGCGAAAGUGAUUCCAUCUGUUGAUGAACGUCUAGAUUUUGAAAAUAAAUUAACAUCACAUAAUGUUUCCUAUGUUGAAUAUGUACAAUGUUAUGAAAAUUCCAAAUAUGUACCAUCCAGUGACACAUUCUUAACAGAACGUGGAGUUAAAUUACUUCGUGAA